GAACCCGUCAGUGUUAUGAGGAAGUGAAGGGCGGUGGUUGAGAAAAGGAGCAGGACCGGGCUCGCUGACUAUUUUCCGUUCGUUGUCAGAAACUACUAAACAUUCAAAAUGUCGAGCAAAAAGGCAAAGGGAAAGUCCACCAAGAAGCGCCCCCAGCGCGCUACCUCCAAUGUCUUCGCCAUGUUUGACCAGUCUCAGAUUCAGGAGUUCAAGGAGGCCUUCAACAUGAUCGACCAGAACCGUGAUGGGUUUGUUGACAAAGAGGACCUUCACGACAUGCUUGCAUCACUGGGAAAGAAUCCAAGUGAAGAAUACCUGGAGGCCAUGAUGAACGAGGCUCCUGGACCCAUCAACUUCACCAUGUUCCUCACCAUGUUUGGUGAGAAGCUGAACGGAACAGACCCAGAGGAUGUGAUUCGAAAUGCUUUUGCCUGCUUUGAUGAGGAGGGAACAGGCUUCAUCCAGGAAGAUUACCUCAGAGAGUUGCUCACAACAAUGGGUGACCGGUUUACGGAUGAGGAGGUGGAUGAGCUGUUCAGGGAGGCCCCCAUCGACAAGAAGAGUAACUUCAACUACGUGGAGUUCACGCGCAUCCUAAAGCAUGGAGCCAAGGACAAGGACGAUUAAAGCACCGUACCGGCAUUCCCCCGUGAAACCCGCCUGUCUCCCGUCAGCUAGACCACCGUGCUGCAUAUCUCAGCUGUCCAGUACAAACCCCACUUUAAACAAACCAAAGCAAUAACUAUCCAGUCUGUUUGCUGUGAACUUCCAGUGUUGCCAAAAGUACACAUCUUGCUGAGAAGAAGAAAUCGGAAUGGCUUGUUAAAUGCUUUGUCGUGUUACAAUGUUAAGUGGCAUCACUUAGGAAGCUCUUAAGGGAUAAGUCUUUGCAAUUUAUGUGAUCGGGUUUAGCUGAAUUUUUACAUUUUAUAAUAUAAACUUUUUAAAUAAAGCCCUCUAUCAAGUUGUAUUUUGCUGUUUCCCUUCCAUAAAUGAAACUGAAAAGAAUUUUUUUGUCUUUUUCUUUUUUUUGUUUCACGGGUGUGUAACAGGACUGAAGCUGCGUCCUCUGGAGUUUAUCAAGUCCUGUCAAGUCUGCUGUCAUUCACAACCAAAUUCAUUUAACAUGUGAGAACUCGCUCCAGCUCAAUACUUUGAGUUUUGAAUGCACAGAUUUAAAGGGACUCGUACAGAGUUAUUUGGGGUCAUGUUUUUUGGAGGUAAAUUCAAUCCUGAAAUAAAAGUGGGAAGACUGUU
Salarias fasciatus (jewelled blenny) is the source of this 1257-nucleotide messenger RNA. It is a transcript of the gene myl12.1, whose product is annotated as myosin, light chain 12, genome duplicate 1. The record is from RefSeq and is a predicted model, not a curated record. Gene Ontology annotation, molecular function: calcium ion binding. Lineage: Eukaryota; Metazoa; Chordata; Actinopteri; Blenniiformes; Blenniidae. The coding region runs from base 109 to 627 and encodes 172 amino acids. The transcript is spliced from 4 exons.